Blumeria graminis f. sp. triticale is the source of this 468-nucleotide messenger RNA. NCBI's taxonomy places the organism in Eukaryota, Fungi, Ascomycota, Leotiomycetes, Helotiales, Erysiphaceae. The record is from the annotation of a GenBank genome assembly.
AUGCGCUUCUUCAUCAUAGCCCUGAUCCUUCAGUGCGUCAGCUUCUCCAUGGCAAAACUUGAGAGUUAUCAAAUACCUCACAUACCGGAGGAACAGAAAACUUUUAAUUGUGAUGGCAGAAUCUAUGAUUACAUGAAAAUUAAUAACCUGAGAUCCUCUAUAUCAACAUUUAACCUUGAUAAUUUAGGGUACAGGCACACAAUUGGAUUUAGUGAGAUAGCCAGAGCGCAAGGCAUGAAUACAGGAGUCAUGUAUCACGACGAAUCAACGACCACCAGACAUGAGAUCUUAAGGGUUCAUUUUUCAGCUGAAUCGACUGGAUAUAUUGAGGACUUCUUCGUUCAUGAUGAUCAAUCGCGAGCGUGUGCCUUCAUCACCACAACCGUAGGGCGUCCAAUUCAUCGUAAAUAUAUAGCCGAAUCCUGCCAUCAUCCUCCUCCAAUAUAUAGGUUCUGUCAUCUUCAGUAA